AUGCCUGGUUUCAUUCCCAAGAAGUUUCCUGGCAAGAUUGCCGAGCCUUUGGUGCCUUUCUUCGCCGCUGGUCUCAUCGUCGUGUACGCGAUCAACGCCGGUGCCAAUGCCAUGAUUGCCUCGGACGAAUACAAGAAUGACCCCCGAAAUCCCAACGCAAAGCCCGACUCAAAACCCGCGCACUAA
This is a messenger RNA of Capronia epimyces CBS 606.96, 186 nucleotides long. RefSeq names its product F-type H+-transporting ATPase subunit J. Gene Ontology annotation, molecular function: proton transmembrane transporter activity. The transcript has 3 exons. Gene Ontology annotation, biological process: proton motive force-driven ATP synthesis. NCBI's taxonomy places the organism in Eukaryota, Fungi, Ascomycota, Eurotiomycetes, Chaetothyriales, Herpotrichiellaceae. Bases 1 to 186 code for a protein of 61 amino acids. The record is from RefSeq and is a predicted model, not a curated record.